AUGGAUGCAUCUGCAGACCUCGGGUUUGACUACAAGCCCGACCUUCCAGUCCCCAUUUCCUUGGUGGGCGGAAGAUAUCUGCUUUUCGACGUCAAGAUCGCCACUUUUCUUCGACGUGAACACCGAAUCUGCGGCACCACCAUCGGCACUCUUCCGUUGAGCCCGUCCCAGAAUCUAUUCCUCGGCGUGCCGGUGGAGAUCAUGCCGGAAGAAGCUCAGCUUCUGGUUGAACAGGGCGUGGCAUUAAUUGUCGAUGACCCACGAGCCCAUGACGAAGCAAUUCGCUCCGCCGACAAGGCCCGACGGGCAGACUACCUAGCGAGGAUACAGAAGCAGUCGACGCAGGUGGAACAGCUGAGAGUAGAGGAGAAAGAAGCGUCACGGAAACGUGCCUUGGACAAGCGAUCCACGAACAGCCUAGCGCAGCCCUCUGCGACGAGUUCAGACCGGCCUGCUAACGCCAACGCCAACGCCAACGCCGGGCUGUUCGACUUUGGCGAAAGUGAGGCUCCCACAGCCAGGCCAGCUGAUAGCAGCGCUGGUCACGAUGCGGCCCAUCCUAGUGUAGAAUCACCGGUGAAGGUGCUGCCUAACGCCACAUCAUCAAGCAACUAUCACGUUACGCCUGCCACGUCUCGGCUUCUUCUGCCGACUCCUCCAUCCACGCCUAAAUUGGAGAUAGAUGACUUGCCGUCCUCCUAUCCCCUAUACCGGCAUCUCCACAACAGAGGGUUCUUCAUGACGCCCGGGCUACGGUUCGGCUGUCAGUACACUGUCUAUCCAGGCGAUCCUCUUCGGUUCCAUUCCCACUUCCUUGCCGUGGGAACUCAAUGGGACGAAGAAAUCGAUCUGAUGGAGCUGGUCGGUGGUGGCCGACUCGGCACCGGUGUCAAGAAAGGUUUCUUGCUGGGUGGCGCCGAUCCCAGCGGCGAGGUCCGGACUUUCAGCGUUGAAUGGGCAGUAAUGUGA
Messenger RNA from Capronia epimyces CBS 606.96, 969 nucleotides. RefSeq lists its product as uncharacterized. Lineage: Eukaryota; Fungi; Ascomycota; Eurotiomycetes; Chaetothyriales; Herpotrichiellaceae. The record is from RefSeq and is a predicted model, not a curated record. Gene Ontology annotation, biological process: tRNA-type intron splice site recognition and cleavage; tRNA splicing, via endonucleolytic cleavage and ligation. The transcript has a single exon. Bases 1 to 969 code for a protein of 322 amino acids. Gene Ontology annotation, molecular function: nucleic acid binding; tRNA-intron lyase activity. Gene Ontology annotation, cellular component: tRNA-intron endonuclease complex.